This is a messenger RNA of Leptopilina boulardi, 1675 nucleotides long. It is a transcript of the gene ChLD3, whose product is annotated as chitin deacetylase 1. Bases 101 to 1651 code for a protein of 516 amino acids. Gene Ontology annotation, molecular function: chitin binding; protein binding. Gene Ontology annotation, biological process: carbohydrate metabolic process. Gene Ontology annotation, cellular component: extracellular region. The transcript has 10 exons. Lineage: Eukaryota; Metazoa; Arthropoda; Insecta; Hymenoptera; Figitidae. The record is from RefSeq and is a predicted model, not a curated record.
CUUACUCUGUGAAAAAUAUUAGUGUCGAACAUCAUCUUUUUCUAUUCGCUGAUCCUUGAUUUAUUUUUUUUUUUUAAAUCUAAAAACAGAACAAGUAACAAUGUUAAAUUUUGUGUCAUUUCCAAUAACUUUAUUUCUUUUUUCCGUAACAAGCGUUUUAUCACAAGAACAAGAGCACAAUGCACCCUGUGUUGAUGAUAGUAAAUUCUACAGAAAUCCAAAUACACCAACUCACAAUGUAUGGACACCAUCAGAAUGUGGAAAAUAUUAUCUUUGUUUGGAUAAUGAAGUUUUUGAAUUCAAAUGCUCGGAGGGAUUACUCUUUGACAUUUCAAGGCAAAUGUGCGAUUACAAAUCGAAUGUUGACAAUUGCGAUGUGCCAAUAGAAGAGCAGCCUCCUAAGCCCCUGCUUCGUGAUGGGGAUUGCGAAGAAAAAGAAUUAGCCUGCGGUGAUGGCACUUGUCUUCCAUCUCAUUAUUUCUGCGAUGGCAGUGUUGAUUGUCCCGAUGGUUCAGAUGAAGGAUGGUGCGAUACAAAAAACGAUCCAAACUCGGCAACAAAUUGUAAUCCGCGUAAAUGUUUAUUACCUGAUUGUUGGUGUUCCAAAGAUGGAACACAAAUACCGGGGAAUUUCUCAGCCUCGUCAGUUCCACAAAUGAUAAUAGUCACUUUCGACGAUGCAGUCAAUUCCGAAAAUUUUGAUCUUUAUACAAAAAUUUUUACGGAUGAGAGAAAAAAUCCAAAUGGUUGUCCUGUGAGGGCAACAUUUUAUAUCAGUCAUCAAUACACGAAUUAUAGAGAUGUCCAAUAUCUCUGGAAUGCUGGACAUGAAAUUGCCACCCAUUCUGUCACACAUCGAGGACCCGAGGAUUGGUGGUCACGAAAUGCAACAUUAGAAGACUGGUUUGAUGAAAUGGUUGGAGUUGCAAAUAUUAUAAAUAAAUAUUCAGCAGUUCGAAUCAGAGAUAUUAAGGGUACAAGAACACCAUUUUUACGAUUAGGUUGGAAUCGACAAUUUCUCAUGAUGUCUGAAUUUGGUUUUGAAUAUGAUUCCUCGAUAAUUGCACCAUUUUCCGAUCCACCAAUAUGGCCCUAUACUUUGGAUUAUAAAAUAUCACAUCGUUGCGUUGGUCCCAGUCAAGUUUGUCCAACUCGAUCUUAUCCAGGAAUUUGGGAAAUUCCUCUCAAUCAAUUGAUCCUCGGUGAUUAUACGUGUCCAACUGUCGAGACAUGUCCAGCGAAUCUCUCUGGCGAAGAUGUAUACAAAAUAUUAAUGUUAAAUUUUAAACGACAUUAUUUGAGUAAUCGAGCACCACUUGGUCUUCAUUUACAUUCAGCGUGGCUUCAAAAUUCCGCUUACAAUUACGCCUUCACGAAAUUUAUGGACGAGGUACUUCGAUUAUCGGACGUUUAUUUUGUAACCAGUCAUCAAGCACUCGAAUGGAUACGUUAUCCAACACCUGUUAAUAAUUUACAAACAUUUGAAUCCUGGCAAUGUAACAAACAAUUCGAACCAUAUGAAAUUGCUUGUGAUUUGCCAACUGCAUGUAAAUUACCAAGUAGAGUUUUAAAAUCCUAUCGUUAUCUUCACACUUGCUUCGAAUGUCCCAAACAAUAUCCAUGGCUGAGAAAUGAAUUUGGUUUAGAUUAAAAAGAAUGUAAUUUUGAAAUACAA